UAUAGCCAUGAAAAAUUGUGAAAAAAUGGUUUUUAUUUUUUUCUAAAUAAACUAUAACUCUGACAACUUUUUGUCUUAAACAAAAGUUCUAGGGAAUGAAUUUAAGAAAUAAUUUAACUAAUUAAGAUAAAAGGAAUAGGCUAAUACAAAAUAUUAUCUACAAAUAUAUACAUAUAAUCUAAUAGCAAAUUUCAAUCAAAUAGGAAAUUUUGAUAGUCACGUGACCCUAAAACUUAAUAUUUUAAAAUUUUGUAAGAAAUCAACAAUUGCAUCCUAAAUAAACUCUAAAUUCCAAAUUUGAACCCAAUCGGAUCAAUAGCAAAAAAGUUAUGGAAGUCACGUGACUGUAAAAUUCAAUAUGUCAAAUUUCUGGCAAAAUUUAUUAAUUGUAUCCUAAAUAAAUACCAAAUACAAAAUUUCAACCCAAUUGGAUCAAUAGCAAAAGAAUUAUGAAAGUCACGUGACUUUAAAAUAUAAUUUGUCUAUUAUCUGUUAAAAUUUAUUAAUUGUAUCCUAAAUAAAGCAUAAAUACCAAAUUUGAACCCAAUCGGACUCAUAGCAAAAAAGUUUCAAUAGUCACGUAACCCGGAUGUCAAAUGUCAAAUAUCUGUCAAAAAUUAAUAAUUGCAUCCUAAAUAAACCCCAAAUACCAAAUUUCAAUCAAAUCGGACAAAUAGGAAGAAAGUUUUGAUAGUCACGUGACCUUAAAACAUAGUCAUGUCAAAUAUCUGUCAAAAUUUAUUAAUCUUAUCCGAAAUAAACUCUAGGUACCAAAUUUCAACCAAAUCGCACAAAAAACAAAAAAGUUAUAAUACUUGGCUAACCUUAAAAAUUAAUAAUUUCGAAAAUUUUUUAUUUAUAUCCCAAAACCAAUGUUUAAGAAUUAUUAACAUUUAUUUUUAAUCAACUCAAUAGUAUAAAACUCACCUAAUAUCUAAAUCCAUCUUUUAAAUUAAAUAGAUCAUUACGACUGACCCGCGUAUAUAUUCGAAUAUUUUUAAUAAAAUAAUAGGACAAAUUUCAUUUUGAUUCACCCCGGUAUAAACACACUGACAUUUCAAAAAAACGGCAUUUUUUCACGUCAAAAUGAUUAUUUGAUUUAAUAGUCUCUUAGAAAUAAUACAAUACAAACAGUAACUAUAGUUGAACGAUACAAACAGCGUUCCUAACAACCAUUGUUUGAAUUUUAUUUUGGCUCAUUUCGUACCAAGCGAUGGAUCUUGACGCCAUGGCCGAAAGCCUACAGGCUAUUAUCGAGUCUGUACCGUCGGAACCUCAACCCAACGCGAGGCAACCCAUCCCAGCCCAGCCCAAUCCAACUGAACCAAAUCCUCCCAACCCAACCCAACCGGCCCAACCCACCGAAUCCUCCCAACCCACCGACUCAUCCUCGCAACGCAGUAUUAAUAAAGAAAAUUAUAAUAAUAGAGGGAGGAAAUGGAGAUCAAGGAAUGGCAGGGUCGAGAGGCGUAGAGAGCGCGUCAAUCUCCACCAACAGAAAACGUUAUUGUCGGCCGUAACGGACGCGGUGGCCGGUGCAAUACUGAAGCAUACGAGUUACAGGGGCCAUUACCGUGGUCGGGGCAGGAGAAACAAUUAAUUUUUUUAAUUUUUUUUGAAUUAUAUUUUUUUAUAAAAAUAAUAAAAACAUUUUAUAUAAG
Molecule: messenger RNA, 1661 nt
Organism: Anthonomus grandis grandis
Lineage: Eukaryota; Metazoa; Arthropoda; Insecta; Coleoptera; Curculionidae
Product: zinc finger homeobox protein 4-like
Exons: 4
Coding region: 1214-1600 (128 amino acids)
Source: RefSeq, a predicted model, not a curated record